This is a messenger RNA of Hyaena hyaena (striped hyena), 4221 nucleotides long. It is a transcript of the gene SGPL1, whose product is annotated as sphingosine-1-phosphate lyase 1. NCBI's taxonomy places the organism in Eukaryota, Metazoa, Chordata, Mammalia, Carnivora, Hyaenidae. Gene Ontology annotation, biological process: sphingolipid catabolic process; carboxylic acid metabolic process. Gene Ontology annotation, cellular component: endoplasmic reticulum. Gene Ontology annotation, molecular function: sphinganine-1-phosphate aldolase activity; pyridoxal phosphate binding. The record is from RefSeq and is a predicted model, not a curated record. Bases 90 to 1796 code for a protein of 568 amino acids. The transcript has 15 exons.
GACCGCGGCUGCAGGGGGAGCCCGCGCUCCGCCGCCCCGCGAGGCUGUCGCGUGAGGGGAGGCCCCGUAAGGACAGCUGGAAGAGGAAGAUGCCGAGUACAGACCUUCUGAUGUUGAAGGCUUUUGAGCCCUACCUUGAGAUCUUGGAAGUGUAUUCCACGAAGGCCAAGAAUUACGUAAAUGGACACUGUACUAAGUACGAGCCCUGGCAGCUGAUUGCCUGCAGUGUCGUGGGCACCCUGCUGAUCGUCUGGGUGUACGGCUUCGUCUUCCAGCCAGAGAGUUUAUGGUCAAGGUUUAAAAAGAGGUGUUUCAAGCUCAUCAGGAAGAUGCCUAUUAUUGGUCGCAAGAUCCAAGAUACCUUGAACAAGACCAAGGACGAUAUUAGCAAGAAUAUGUCGUUCCUGAAAGUGGACAAAGAGUACGUGAAAGCCCUGCCCUCUCAAGGUCUGAGCCCGUCCGCGGUUCUGGAGAAGCUCAAGGAAUACAGCUCUAUGGAUGUCUUCUGGCAAGAAGGGAAGGCAUCCGGAGCCGUGUACAGUGGGGAGGAGGAGCUCACCGAGCUCCUCGUGAAGGCUUACGGAAACUUUGCAUGGAGUAAUCCAUUACAUCCAGAUAUCUUCCCAGGACUGCGAAAGAUCGAGGCAGAGAUUGUGAGAAUAGCUUGUUCACUGUUCAACGGGGGGCCGGAUUCCUGUGGAUGUGUGACCUCUGGGGGAACAGAAAGCAUACUGAUGGCCUGCAAAGCUUACCGGGACCUGGCCUUUGCGAACGGGAUCAGAACUCCAGAAAUUGUGGCCCCCCAGAGUGCCCAUGCUGCAUUUGACAAAGCAGCCCAUUACUUUGGGAUGAAGAUUAUACGGGUUCCGCUGAACAAAAUGAUGGAGGUGGAUAUUCGGGCGAUGAGGAGAGCCAUCUCCAGGAACACCGCCAUGCUUGUCUGUUCAACCCCCCAGUUUCCUCAUGGCAUCCUAGAUCCGGUCCCUGAAGUAGCCAAGCUGGCUGUCAAAUACAAAAUACCUCUCCAUGUGGACGCAUGUCUGGGGGGCUUCCUCAUCGUCUUCAUGGAGAAAGCAGGGUACCCGCUGGAGCAGCCGUUUGAUUUCCGGGUGAAAGGUGUCACCAGCAUUUCGGCUGAUACCCACAAGUAUGGCUAUGCCCCCAAAGGCUCUUCCGUGGUGUUGUACUGUGACAAGAAGUACAGGGGCCAUCAGUUCUUCGUUGCUACAGAUUGGCAGGGUGGCAUCUACGCCUCCCCGACCAUGGCGGGCUCACGGCCUGGAGGCAUUAGCGCCGCCUGCUGGGCCGCCUUGAUGCACUUCGGUGAGAGCGGCUAUGUCGAAGCUACCAAACAGAUCAUCAAAACUUCUCGCUUCCUCAAGUCAGAACUGGAAAAUAUCAAAGGCAUCUUUGUUUUCGGGAAUCCUCAAUUGUCAGUCAUAGCUCUGGGCUCCCGAGACUUUGACAUCUACCGACUGUUUAACCUGAUGACUGCCAAGGGCUGGAACCUGAACCAGCUGCAGUUCCCCCCCAGUAUUCACUUCUGCAUCACGCUGGUACACACUCGAAAGCGAGUCGCCAUACAGUUCCUGAAGGACAUUCGGGAGUCUGUCACUCAGAUCAUGAAGAACCCUAAAGCAAAGACCACAGGAAUGGGUGCCAUCUAUGGCAUGGCCCAGACGACCGUCGACAGGAACCUGGUGGCAGAGUUGACCUCGGUCUUCUUGGACAGCCUUUUCAGCACUGACGCCGUCACUCCGAGCAGCCAGAUGAACGGUUCUCCAAAACCCCGCUGAGUCUGGACGCUUCGCGGCCCCGAGGGGCUCCUGGCCUUCGGAAGGGUCUCGGAGUGUGGAACAGGCCGCGCACAGUUAGAGCAUCUGGUCUUGCUCCACAGAUCGCGACGAGGUGGACCACGAGUCGGCUUGACCCUCAGGAUUCUUGUCCCUCCUCUUACUGUCCUUGUGGGUUUUAACGUGGAGACCCUGAAGGAGUCCGUCACCUAAUUAUUUUGCCCUUGUUCUCAGAUGUUACCCUAGGAAUCAUUUUAGCCAUUUCCUUCUCUAACCUUCUAGCUUUCGACUUCACUUCAUCAUUGGGUGGCAGCUCUGACCCAUCCUGAUCCCCGAGGGAGGCUGGGGUAGGGUUAUGCGACACGAGAGGGUUUCCUCUGUUCUCUCAGGUGGACGGGCGAGCAGCUCGGAAGCGUCCCCGUGACGCAUGUCUCCCCAGGUGGGUGUCAGGUGCACUCUGAGCACGCGGUCCUCUCCGCCCUCCUCUUUGAGUAGGUGAGCCGUCCCUCUUAGAUUCACUCUGAGCGCACCUCACUUUAUUUUUCCAAGACACCGCUGGGCAGGCCGCUGUCCCUGUUGUGCAGGAUUGGAGCAGCCGAGCAGAUCUGCUCAGUUUACCGAGGCAGGCUCUGGAAGGGCCUCUUCCCUGCACCCCUGGUCCCCGCUCUGAUGCUUGGUUGCCACCAUCCGUGGAGAUUUGUGUUUGAAGUCGCACUCACACUGGUUUGCGGUGGUUCCCCUGGAUUAGGAAGAGAGUGUGGUUUCCGGAGAACCCUGGGCGUUCCGGCCCUGGUGCUGCCUGUCUGCAUUACAGCCUUCGGAGCACAGCUGACCCCUCUCCCGGGCUGGGGAUGAUGGGAAACCACAGCCCUCUCCCUUUCUCAGGGUGUCAGAGCCGGAUGAGUGCCCGAGUCACAGCUCUGUCACCAGAGUUGGUGGUCCUCCCCUCCCCCACCGCUGUAAGCCGUCAUGUAGGAGAACAUUGGCUUGAAGGAACAGUUCACAGCUCCUUCACGAGUUGCCUUGACUUACCCUCACUGGGUGCAAGGAGGGCGUGAGAGAAAGUCCCUAAGGCAGGGAAAGUUUUCUCCCCGUUAGUGUGUGUAUCCUGCCUCUUGCCCUGUAUUUAGCUCCCAAAGGUACGAUGGCAGUUUAGCCUCAGGUACUGGACACUUCUCAGCCCUGGCUAGAACGAGACAAGCUUGUUAGAAUAGGAAAGUGUGAUGGCAACCAUCAGUCGUGGCCUAGGGCCUGGGAUUCCUUCCUAAGACUAGUUGCUCAGGGUGGUGCAGGGACAGGACCAAACCCUGCGCCCACUCCCUACCCCCUUCUCCCCUGCACGGGGCCCUAAUCUAGGCAGAGCCACUGUCUUCCUCUGAAGACGACAUAUUGUGUGCCUUUUUCCUCACAGCGAGCAGUAGCAGGCUAGUCCUGACCCAGGCCCUGGGGCAGAUGCAUCGGUCUUCAAGAUUUUUACUUGGGUAGGGGAGUACUUUAGGAUGAGUCAGGAGAAAAGUCUCCUCUGUUCCAUUACCCUUCUCAGGGACUCCUGAACCACUCAGCCCCUUCAGGCUGGUAUCCUCCGGCCUCCCUUGCUGGGAAUGCUGGCCAGGAGAGCCCCCAGGCUCCUUAGCAUGUCUGUCUGAAGUGGCCUUCAGCACUGUACUUCCUCCACAAUAACUGUGAUUAGCUGGCUGUGUCGCUGCAGGGCUGGUGUGUGUGUGUGUUCCUCGUGUCCAUUGUGGGUGCCAGGAGAGGUUGGGGUGUGUAUGUGUGUGUGAGAGAGAAAGGCUAAGAUCCUUUGGACACAGGAGCCGCGUUCCCUCCAGUUACUGAACUGGCAGGCGCCGCAGAGAGAGGCGCUCUGUGUGAACUGUCUCUGGUGCAUCCAUGGUGCUGGACGGACCACCCAGCAGGCCCCCCUGUGGUUUGUCAGCUGCUACACUGGAGACGCGUGCGCUCUGCAGAGCAGGCUGCUGCUUCCAGGGUCUGCAGGACCUCCCUCUGCUGUGACGGCACCGCUGCCCGGGGGGCAGUGGUGUUUUUCAAAGGGACCUACUGUAGCCAUUUUAGGAUCAUGAGCCUUAGUUUGACUCAACCCUUGUGGGCUUUCCACUCUCUGUCUGUGCGCAUAGUAACACCUAGUCUGCGGAGGCGGGCAGUCUUCACGGUGUCCUGUUGCUGGCAGGUGUCACACUGGCCUCUGCAGAAACUGUACUGUCUUGUCUCUAAAUUAAGUAACUAGUCGCGUGGAUAUACUGCCAUGUCACUUUUAAUAUUACCAGUUUUAUACUUGGAAAAUGGUACUUGCCUCUUCUCAGUCUUUUCUGUAUUUAACUCCUUCUUCCCAUCUCAGUGCUCCCUUCUUAACCGCAGCAAUAAGAUCUUAAAAAGGAUUAAGUAAUUAAAUGUCCCAAAUCUUAACUAA